AAGUUCUCUGGUUAAAUAAUUAAACUUUCGCUGUGUUUUCGUAACGGUUUGUUUUAGUUCUUUAUCGAGAUUACUAGUUUUGUUGACUGUUGGUAGCAUAGUUGUUGUGCUGUGUUGUUUCGUUUACAUUUUUUUUUUUUUUGCAUAUGAAUUUAGUGGCCAAACUUAAAGCCUUGUAGUUAUUUUAAGCUAUUGUGGAUUUUAGAGCUAUAUUAUCUGAUUUCUACUUUUGGUUCCAAGGUUAUGUUCAAAAGUUUCGUUAUGUUUAUUGUGAUGAAAUCUGAAGUGGGUCAUUACUGAAUCAUCCUGCUGGGAUAUGGUCUUUAUAGUUAGUGCAGAUUGGGGUUUGAGCACCUUCAAUUUAUCCCUAUGAGAUGAUAAGGAUUUUGGGUAGAGAAAAAAUAAAUGUGUUUUCGGGGUUUAUCAGCAAGUCCUACAGCAGCAGAGUUAUUUAAUGGGGGACUUUUACCACCGUGCAAAUGUGACAGCUGCUACUUUCAUGAUUUUCUGCUGUGUGUCUGAAAGACUAUUCUGGCUUUAUUCGCCUCCUGGUAUGUCUAGAAAGGAAAAUGUGUGUAUGACUGCAAAAAUGAAAAAUGAUUAUUUUAAGAUUGGCUCAUUGACCCUUUUUGUAUAGCAGCAAAUACAUGCAUAAAACAUGAAGUCUGGUUUUCUUCCUUGGCCCUUUUUCCAUUUCUUUUCAAAAUCUUGAUAUGCAGAAAUUCCCUUUCUCUGUAAAUUGAAAAUGUAUGAGAGAUAUGCCUUUAUGGAAAAACUAGGAUGAGAUUGCAGUGCAUUCAUGCACAUGACAUCUCCUUCAUGCUGAGAACUGAGAAGCUUGAGCUCUUUCUCUGGGCUGUUUGGUUGGAGUAAAUUCUAAAAAGGACAUGUUUGCAAAGGAAAGAUUUCAGCUGUUACUCAAAAGGGCAAUAUGUUAUUCGUUAGAAUAUUAUUUGGAUGGGUGUACUCGCUAUUUUCCCUUUCAGAGAAACAGGUUACUUUUUUAUUGCAGUGCAAACCCCUGUACUCAAGAAUUUCUUUGGCGCAGGAUUACUUGGAAUGUCUAUGCUCUUCUUGGAUGGGUCCGCUUAUCUACAUUUCUUUUGUAGCAUGUGCCCAAGCAUCACUAAUUGUAUUUUUCCAGAAGAAUUAAUCUGAUCUGCCUUACUCCUGCCAUCAUACUUUCCCUCAGACACCAUUGCUUUUUCAUUCAUCAUGACUUUUGCUCCAUGUUCAAUUUCCGACAUAGAUUCCAUGAUGAUAUCGCACCCACUGGCAGGAUUUGCUUUCGUCUAUAUGGACGACGAACGAGAUGCUGAGUAUGCAAUUCGAAGACUUGACAGGACAGAAUUUGGUAGGAAGGGACGGCGACUUCGUAUUGAGUGGACCAAGCAUGAAAGAGGGAUUAGGAGACCUGAUUCAAGAAGACCUUCUGCUAACAUGAAGCCCGCAAAAACCUUGUUUGUUAUCAACUUUGAUCCAGUCCAUACCAGGACAAAGGAUCUGGAGAGGCACUUUGAUCCCUACGGGAAAAUAACGAACAUAAGGAUUAGAAGGAAUUUUGCUUUCAUUCAAUAUGAAUCACAGGAGGAUGCUACCAAAGCUCUGGAGGCAACAAAUACAAGCAAGUUCAUGGACAGGGUUAUUUCUGUGGAAUAUGCUGCUCGUGAUGAUGAUGAUGAUAAAAGAAAUGGGCACAGUCCUGACAGGAGGGGCCGUGAUAUGUCUCCUGAGAGAAGAAGCAAUGAUCGUGGGCGAUCUCCAAGUCCAUACCGCAGAGAUAGGGGAAGCCCUGAUUAUGGCCAUGGUGCCCGAGUAAGUUCUAGAACUGAAUCAAGAAGAAGCCCUGAUUAUGAGAGAGCUGCAAGCCCAGUCGAUGAUAGAUCCCGUCCAAGUUCUAGACGCGGUCCUAGAAGAAGUCCCGAUUAUGAGAGAUCUGCAAGCCCAGUCAAUGAUAGAUCCCGUCCAAGUUCUAGACCUGAACUACGAAGUCCCAGUGAUGAGGGAGCUAUAAGCCCCGUCAAUGAUGAAUACCACAGCCGUUCACCCCCACCACGGGAAAGAUCUCGUUCCUGAGAACCAGCCAGAUAUGCAACCUCCUUGUAGUGGUUAGCUGGUGUUAUCUUUAAUUUAUAGUUGACAUUCCGAAGUUUGGUUAUUCCCUCUUUAUUAGUAUUCAGAUACAUGAUCAGUUUGAACUUGAACAUGUUUUCAAAGUGGUGAAUUCGAAGUUUAUUUAGUAGCCAAUCAUGGUUUAUCGGGUACAUCUGUAUUCGAUUCCUAAA
Molecule: messenger RNA, 2285 nt
Organism: Pyrus x bretschneideri (Chinese white pear)
Lineage: Eukaryota; Viridiplantae; Streptophyta; Magnoliopsida; Rosales; Rosaceae
Product: serine/arginine-rich splicing factor RS41-like
Exons: 5
Coding region: 1216-2076 (286 amino acids)
Biological process (GO): mRNA splicing, via spliceosome
Cellular component (GO): nuclear speck
Molecular function (GO): RNA binding
Source: RefSeq, a predicted model, not a curated record